UUCACAACACGUCAAAUACAGUGGACAACCACCCCACCACAUUGUCAUUCGUCUCAUUUUCGAAUUCACUUUGCUAUGGUCAAGUUCCUCGCCCUCGCCGCCGUCGCCGCCUCCGCUGCCGCCCAAUACGAAAUCGUCAACGGGACGGAAACCCCCAUCGGCAAGUACACGUACGUGACGGGUCUUCGCUCGACCGAAACUGGCUCGUCCAGCUGCGGCGCGUCGUUGGUCGCCCCCAAGAUCCUCGUGGCUGCGGCGCAUUGCGUGGCGUCUUCGUGGGCCACGUUCGCGGCCGUGGGCACGCACUACUUGAAGGGCAACCAGGACGGUGAACGCAUCAAGAUCGUCAAGCGCACGCAGCACCCCAAGUACAACGCCAACACGUACGAGUACGACUUUGCCGUGCUCGAGUUGGAAACAGCGUCGACGUUCCCCGUGGUCAAGCUCAACUGGGACGACGACCAGUUCAACGCGCCGGGCGCGACCUCGUGGGUGCGCGGGUGGGGCACCACCAAGUCGGGCGGAUCGCAAUCCCCCGUGCUGCUCGAAGCGCCCGUGGUCAUCUGGUCCAACGCCGACUGCCAAAAGGCGCUCGGGUCGUACAACACGAUCCAACCCACGCACUUGUGCGCCGGCGGGGCCGACAAGGACACGUGCCAAGGUGACUCUGGCGGACCGUUGACCGUGACCAAGAACGGCGUCGAGUACUUGACCGGCGUGACCAGCUGGGGCAUUGGCUGCGCCAGCCCUGGCCUCCCGGGUGUGUACGGCCGCUUGUCGUUGGCCCGCAGCUUCAUCGAGCCCUACUUGCCCACCAACCCCACGCCCACGACCACCAAGCCGGCUUGCUAAGCGUUUUGUGUAACGACACAGUCCUGAAUGUUCGCUUGUAGAUGAAAACACACAGUAACGUUAAUAUGAUGGUGUUAUUGUACUCGGG
Messenger RNA from Aphanomyces astaci, 940 nucleotides. RefSeq lists its product as hypothetical. The coding region runs from base 76 to 852 and encodes 258 amino acids. NCBI's taxonomy places the organism in Eukaryota, Oomycota, Saprolegniomycetes, Saprolegniales, Verrucalvaceae. The transcript has a single exon. The record is from RefSeq and is a predicted model, not a curated record. Gene Ontology annotation, molecular function: serine-type endopeptidase activity. Gene Ontology annotation, biological process: proteolysis.